Messenger RNA from Zonotrichia leucophrys gambelii, 2313 nucleotides. RefSeq names its product homeobox protein otx5-like. Gene Ontology annotation, molecular function: RNA polymerase II cis-regulatory region sequence-specific DNA binding; DNA-binding transcription factor activity, RNA polymerase II-specific. Gene Ontology annotation, cellular component: nucleus. Gene Ontology annotation, biological process: regulation of transcription by RNA polymerase II. Lineage: Eukaryota; Metazoa; Chordata; Aves; Passeriformes; Passerellidae. The transcript has 4 exons. Bases 227 to 1363 code for a protein of 378 amino acids. The record is from RefSeq and is a predicted model, not a curated record.
AGGUUCUGGUGUCCCCAAUGUCCCCAAAUCCCAGUCCUGGUGUCCCCAAUGUCCCCAGAUCUUGGUGUCCCCAAAUCCCGAUGUCCCCAAAUCUUGAUGUCCCCAAAUCCUGGUGUCCCCAAAUCCCAGUCCCGAUGUCCCCUCCCAGUCCCCCCAGUUUGGUGUCCCCACCCCUUCCCAGUGUCCCCCACAAUGUCCCCUCUCUGUCCCCUUUGUGUGCCCCCCAAUGUCCCCCCCAAUGUCCCCCCAGUGUCCCCUUUGUGUCCCCCACGUUCCCCCUUUUUUGUCCCUUUUUUGUCCCUUUUUGUCCCCUCGUGUCCCCCCCCCGUGUGCCACCCGGCUUAGCCACCGGGCCACCAAUGUCACCUCUGUCCCCUCGGGAUUAGGGGGUGACAUCACCGGGGGCUACUUAAGGCUCCCCCCGCCCGGGGGUGCCUCCCCUGCCACCGGCGGUGCCACCGCUGUCACCGUUUGUCACCAUUGUCACCGCUGUCACCGUGCCACCAUCGCUGCCACCGGGCCACCUGCGCAGGUGUCCCCAGGUGUCCCCGCCAUGAUGUCGUACCUGAAGCAGCCGCACUUUGGGGGCGUCCCCGGGCUGGGCCUGGAGCUGCUGCCCCCCCCCGUGGGGUACCCGGGCACGCCCCGGAAGCAGCGCCGCGAGCGCACCACGUUCACGCGGGCACAGCUGGACGUGCUGGAGGCGCUGUUCGCCAAAACGCGGUACCCGGACAUCUUCAUGCGCGAGGAGGUGGCGCUGAAAAUCAACCUACCUGAGUCACGGGUACAGGUGUGGUUCAAGAACCGCCGCGCCAAGUGCCGCCAGCAGCAGCAGCAGCAGCAGCAGCAGCGGGGGGGCGGGGGAGGGGGCUCGGGCCCCCCCAAACCGCGCCCACCCCCCAAAAAGAAACCCUCCCCCCCCCAGGACCCCGCCCCGCCCCCGUUCCCCGCCCAGACCCCGCCCCCGCCCCCCCCCGCGCCCCUCUGGAGCCCCGCCCUCUCCCCGCCCCCCGCCCCGCUCUGCGACCCCUCCCCCCCCCCCCCGUUCCGCCCCUUCCCCCCCCCCUCGGGGGGCUUCGCCCAGGGGGGGUUCCCCCCCUAUUUCGGGGGGGGGGCGCUCGACCCCUACCUGUCCCCGCUGCCGCCCCCUCCCCAAAUCGGGGGCGGCCUCAGCCCCCUGGGACCCCCCCCCGCCUUCGGGGCGACCCCCGGGCUGGGCUUUGGGGCGGGGGCGGGGCUGGGAUUUGGGGCGGGGGGCGAGGGGCUGGAGCUGAAGGAGGCGGGGCCGGGGGGGGCGUGGAAGGUGAAUUUGGGGCUGGGGGAGUGCCUGGAGCAGAGCGGGUGGAAAUUCCAGGUGCUGUAGGGGGGGGGCGGCGGAGUUUGGGGGGAAACGGCGGGAAACGGAGAGCCCGGAGCGGGAAUUAAUUAGGGAUCGCGAUUGUUAAUUAAUUCCGGGGAUUUUGGGGGGAAACGGCGGGAAAUGGAGAGUCCGGAGCGGUAAUUAAUUAGGGAUCGGGAUCGUUAAUUAAUUCCGGGGAUUUUGGGGGGAAAUGGCGGGAAAUGGAGAGUCCGGAGCGGUAAUUAAUUAGGGAUCGCGAUCGUUAAUUAAUUAUGGAUGGGGAUCGUUAAUUAAUUCCGGGGAUUUUGGGGGGAAAUGGCGGGAAUUGGAGAGCCCGGAGCGGUAAUUAAUUAGGGAUCGCGAUCGUUAAUUAAUUAUGGAUCGUGAUCGUUAAUUAAUUCCGGGGAUUUUGGGGUGAAAUGCCGAGAAUUGGAGAGUCUGGACCGUUAAUUAAUUAUGGAUCGGGAUCGUUAAUGAUGGAUCGGGAUCGUUAAUUAAUUAUGGAUCGGGAUCGUUAAUUAAUGCCCUGCUCGGAUCGUUCAUUAAUUCCGGGGAUUUUGGGGGAAAAUGCCGGAAUUUGGAGAGCCCCGAACAGCGCCCGGACAAUGACGCGGAUCGUUAAUUAAUUAAUUAAUUAUGGAUCGCAAUCGUUAAUUAAUUCCCGGGAUUUUGGGGUGAAUUCCCGAGAAUUUCGGAGCCCGGAGCGGCGCACGGACAAUUACCGGGAUCGUCGUUAAUUAAUUAAUUACGGAUCGCGAUCGUUAAUUAAUUCUGGACCACGGAUCGUUCAUCGGCUCUGGAUCACGGAUCUUUAAUUAAUUCCCGUUCGCGGAUCGUUAAUUAAUUCUGGGACACCGAUAAUUAAUCAAUUCUGGAUCACGGAUCGUUAAUUAAUCCCCGGAGCUUGGAUCGUUAAUUAAUCCCCGGAUCACGAACAAUUCCCGCGUGGAAAUUCCCGGAAAAUGGACAAAAUU